Molecule: messenger RNA, 1944 nt
Organism: Pimephales promelas (fathead minnow)
Lineage: Eukaryota; Metazoa; Chordata; Actinopteri; Cypriniformes; Leuciscidae
Source: RefSeq, a predicted model, not a curated record
AGUUCAUCCUCAGACACCUGAGCUGUGGACACACUUCAACUGGACCUCAGUGAAAACACCACUCGAUUUAUCACUCCAUUGACCUUUAACAGCAGAUGAGACCUGGGACUCCAUGCACACACCAUGUUAACGUUACACAUGAACGGGGACAUGGCGGAGGACAGAGACGUGGACGGUCCUGACAAACUCAUCACUCAAUGCUGCACUGACCAGACGGCAGAAUCCCGAGACGCCCCAGAGAUGAUGAAGGAGGAGGAAGAGGCUUUUGAACGGGAAACUGAUGAUCUGAACUCGUCCUCGGGUCAGGAAUUGACACAGAGCCGCAUUGAGGGCAACAAUCAUCCCUUUUUUGAUGUGAUGGACGUUGCCAAGUCAAGCACAGAAGAGGAAACGGCAACAGAGCUGGAGGAUCUGCUGGACUCUCUGCGCUGUCUUCAUCUGUGUCUGACUGAUGCUGAGAGUCAGGAGGACCUUCAUCUGCUGGUGGAGCUCCUGCUUCAGACAGACUUCCAGCAGGCGUUCGCCAUGCACCGCAGCGUCGCUCUCGGCAUGAGACGCCUGUGCCCGCCGUACCCGCUCACCACACACGCUCAGCAGCUCAGAGACGAGGUGGAAAGUGUCCUUCACUCCAGUAAACACACUGAAGCCACAGAACUAACAGGCCUGCUGACUUCACCACACCUACAGGCCCUGAUGGAAGCUCACGACUGUAUAGCCGAGCAGGAAUCGGAUGUUGAAACUAUUGAAGAUGUGGACCAGGAUCUAAAGACCACCAAACUAGUUUCCCUGGAGAAAACUCGUGACAUGCCUCUGGGUGUGACGGUUCGUAAUGAACAUGACUGCGUCAUCAUCAGCCGGGUGGUGAGUGGAGGAACAGCAGAGAAAAGCAACCUCCUCAAUGAAGGAGAUGAAAUCUUAGAGAUCAACGGUGUUUCAGUUCGUGGGAAAAGUGUUAAUGAUGUUCACAACAUACUGUCCAGCAUGCAUGGCUCCCUCACAUUUCUGCUCAUCCCAAACUCUCAAAACAAACUCGCUCCUCACAGACCGGCUGUGAUGCAUGUGAAAGCAAACUUCAGCUAUGACCCAUCUGAGGACCGAUACGUGCCGUGCAGAGAGCUCGGCCUGUCCUUCCAAAAGGGAGACAUCCUCCACGUCACUAGCCAGGACGACCCCAACUGGUGGCAGGCGUACAGGGAAGGACAUGAGGACCAGAAGCCCCUCGCUGGACUCAUUCCUGGGAAGAGCUUCCAGCAGCACAGAGAAGCCAUGAAGAAAACCAUCACAGACAGGAAUCAGGAGGAUAAAGGGAAACUUUGGUUUGCUAAGAAAAGCAAAAAGCAACGAAAGAAACCAUUGUAUAACCCUAAUAAGAAUAUUGAGCAUUGCAGUGAGGAAAUCCUGACCUAUGAGGAGGUGUCACUGUACCAUCAGCCGCCCGAACGCAAGCGUCCCGUCGCACUGGUUGGUCCACCGAACAGCGGACAUGAUGAACUGAGACAGAGACUGUUGUCCUUAGAGCCGGACCGGUUCACCGGUGCUGUUCCACACACCACACGAAACCCCCGCACGCAUGAGCUCAACGGAAGAGAGUACAACUUUGUGUCACGACAGAGCUUUGAAUGUGAACUGGCUGCUGGGAAAUUCAUCGAGUCGGGCGAGUUCGAACAGAACCUGUACGGCACACACACGGAUUCAGUCAGACAGGUUGUCAACUCUGGAAAGAUCUGUCUGCUGUGUCUGCAGCCCAGGUCCCUGCGAGCGCUAUGUUCCUUCGAUCUUAAACCCUACAUCAUCUUCAUCAGGCCGUCUCCUCCUCUUCCUCAGGAGCGAUUCUCUUCCCUGCUGGCCAGAGGAGUAAAGAAACACAUGGUCUUCAUGUUAAACAUUUUUUUCCAGAUCAUUUACACUAGCAGUCUAACGUUUGACACAUCUACUCAAUCUUAA